Molecule: messenger RNA, 1413 nt
Organism: Cotesia glomerata
Lineage: Eukaryota; Metazoa; Arthropoda; Insecta; Hymenoptera; Braconidae
Product: N(4)-(Beta-N-acetylglucosaminyl)-L-asparaginase-like
Exons: 5
Coding region: 247-1302 (351 amino acids)
Biological process (GO): protein deglycosylation
Cellular component (GO): lysosome
Molecular function (GO): N4-(beta-N-acetylglucosaminyl)-L-asparaginase activity
Source: RefSeq, a predicted model, not a curated record
UGUCAUUUGUAAAAACUUGAAAAAAUUUUUAACUUGUUUUUACUCAAAUGAAUUUUAAAAAUAUCAUCUGUGUUUUUGACAUAAAGGUCUAUCAUAAACAACCAUUGGACUUAUUUUUGUUGUUAAAUUCUAAUCUUGGCGAUAAGUUGAAAAAUUCCACCGGUUUAUCAACUCCCUCUUCCAUUUUAUCUGUAAUAUAAAUUCUCAUCGCAAACAAUUAACCGCAGUUAUAUUUGUACCGUCAAAAUGACAUUACUCAAUUUACCAAGAUUGUUUUUAAUAUUAUCUAGCCAAUUUUUAUCAAUAAACAGUGAUUCGUCGUUAGUGAUAAUAACAUGGGACUAUUUCAAUGCUACUGAGUAUGCAUGGAAAAUUUUAAAUGAAGAACACAAAAGUGCGAUAGAUGCAAUCGAAGGUGCUUGUGCUCUAUGCGAAGAACAGCAGUGUCGUACUACAGUUGGAUAUGGAGGAAGUCCUGAUGAACUCGGUGAAACUACACUGGACGCUAUGAUUAUGGAUGGAGUAACCAUGGACGUCGGAGCUGUUGGUGGGAUUCGAAACAUAAAAAAUGCAAUAUCAGUUGCUAGAAAAGUAAUGGAGAACACAAAACAUACUCUAUUAGCUGGAUCUCUUGCUACUGACUUUGCUCUGAAGAUGGGAUUCAAACAAGAAUCGCUGACAACUGAUUUCUCGAAAAAUAUGUGGGAAUCCUGGAUUAAAAAUGCAUGUCAACCUAACUUCUGGAAGAAUGUCAGUCCCAAUCCCUCUGCUUCAUGUGGCCCGUACACUCCUUUGCCAGAGCAAAAGAACGAAGAUAACUAUUUGGAAUCCUUUGACGUAGAUGAAGACAAUCAUGACACCAUUGGUGUAAUUGCAAUGGAUAGUAAUGGAAAAAUUGCAGCUGGUACAUCAACCAACGGAGCAAACCACAAGAUACCUGGAAGAGUUGGAGAUUCACCAGUUCCUGGAGCUGGGGCUUACGCUGAUCAAGAAGUUGGCGCUGCUGCUGGCACUGGAGAUGGUGAUGUGAUGAUGCGAUUCUUACCUAGUUUCCUAGCCGUUGAAGAAAUGCGUCGAGGAGCCAGUCCAAGCGAAGCGGCUGAGGUCGCAGUCACAAGAAUUGCUAAACAUUAUCCUAAUUUCAGUGGAGCUAUUAUUGCUUUAAAUAAAAAUGGGGAAUACGGAGCAGCUUGUCAUGGGUUCAAUUCUUUUCCUUUCUAUGUCAGUAACCAGAAACUUGGAAAACCGAAAUUAUUUUUAGCGAAUUGUAUUGAUGCUAUGAAUGAAGUGGAAAUGAUUUAAGGAUUAUUUGAUUUUAAUUAGUUAUAUUAUUUUUUAUCAAUACUCAUCAAUUGAAUGCUGAGUAAAAAAAUAGUUUUUGAAAAAUUAAAUUUUUAAAAAAAUUAUUGAUAG